Cuscuta campestris is the source of this 1250-nucleotide messenger RNA. Lineage: Eukaryota; Viridiplantae; Streptophyta; Magnoliopsida; Solanales; Convolvulaceae. The record is from the annotation of a GenBank genome assembly.
AUUAUUUCUCCUCCAAGCCUCCUUCCCUCCCAUCUUGCACUGUUCCAUUUUCUUCUUCCUUUAUUUUAGUUUCUCAGUUUUAAUAAGGGUAAAAAAAAAGAAGAAGACAGCUUUUAAUUUGGACAUGGGUAUUUGUUUGGGGAAACCAGCAAAGCUUGCCCAUGUUUCUUCUACCCAAUUCUUUUCUGGUGAUGAGAAAAACGGAUCAACACCAUUCCCAGCACCGAGUGGUAACCACAAGCACCUAAAACCUUUUGCCUUCAAUGAUCUGAGAACCGCCACUAGGAAUUUCCGGUCGGACAGUCUUCUGGGAGAGGGCGGUUUCGGGUACGUCUUCAAAGGAUGGAUUGAUGAGCACACAUUCGCUCCCUGUCGGCCCGGAACCGGCUUGGUUGUGGCUGUAAAGAAACUCAAGCUAGAAAGCCCCCAGGGUCAUAGAGAAUGGGUUUCAGAGGUUAACUACUUGAGCCAGCUUCACCAUAAAAAUCUUGUGAGGUUGAUCGGAUAUUGCUCGGAAUGCGAAAACAGACUUCUGGUUUACGAGUUCAUGCCGAAAGGAAGCUUGGAAAACCACCUGUUUCGGAAAGGAGGACAACUUAUCUCAUGGUCUACUAGGAUGCGCAUCGCGGUCGAUGUGGCACGGGGUCUAGCGUUCUUGCAUGGCCUCGAUGCCAAUGUGAUCUACCGUGACCUUAAGGCCUCCAAUAUUCUCCUUGAUUCGGAUUUCAAUGCAAAGCUUUCCGAUUUUGGCCUUGCGAGAGACGGUCCUAGUGGAGACAAAACUCACGUCUCCACUAGGGUAGUUGGAACUCGAGGUUAUGCUGCACCCGAAUACGUUGCAACAGGUCACCUGACGCCAAAGAGCGAUGUGUACAGCUUCGGGGUGGUUCUGCUAGAGCUGCUAUCGGGAAGGCGAGCGUCGGGCGAUGAGAGUCUAGGGGGCGGAGAAGAAACAUUGUUGGUGGAUUGGGCAAGACCGUCGCUGUGCGAGAGCAGGAGAGUUGUGAGAAUAAUGGACACGAGGUUGGGCGGUCAGUAUUCGAAGAAAGGUGCUCAAGCUGUCGCCGCGCUUUCCUUUUCGUGCCUCCAUAGCGACCCGAGAGCGAGGCCUUCCAUCAAAGAGGUUCUCGAUGCACUGGAACAACUCCCCCAACCUCCAACCAGGCCAACACCACCGCACUCUAAGCCAAGAAGAGUCAUUAAGUAGAGCUGGACAUAUUGAUGGUUAGAAGUAAAUGGCAUGUAAAAAU